Emiliania huxleyi CCMP1516 is the source of this 522-nucleotide messenger RNA. RefSeq lists its product as hypothetical. The coding region runs from base 1 to 231 and encodes 76 amino acids. Gene Ontology annotation, cellular component: Golgi apparatus. Gene Ontology annotation, molecular function: SNAP receptor activity. The transcript has 3 exons. The record is from RefSeq and is a predicted model, not a curated record. Gene Ontology annotation, biological process: endoplasmic reticulum to Golgi vesicle-mediated transport. NCBI's taxonomy places the organism in Eukaryota, Haptophyta, Isochrysidales, Noelaerhabdaceae.
AUGUCUGAGCUGCUGGUUAAGUUCCAGGACCCGGGGCAGGCGGACCAGCUGACGCAGAUCAUGGCAGAGCUGGAGAAGACCAAGUUGGUGCUCCACGAGACCAUCGAGGCGGCGCUGGAGAGAGGGUGUAAGAUCGAGACGCUCAUCAACAAGUCCAACGACCUGUCGGGCUCGUCGAAGAUGUUCUUCAAGACGGCCAAGAAGCAGAACCAGUGCUGCACCUUCAUGUAGCCCCAGAGGAGGAGGGCGGGGCGCGGCGGCGGCCCCUGCCCAGGGCCUGGACUAGCCGGGGCUGGCCGGGUGUCGGGACGACACGUCACACGAGGAGGACGCCCUUACUUAGCAGUGGGUGGGGGCAAGGCGCAGAGGGUGCGCGCGCGGCGCGAGAGGUACGUGGCGAGACGAGAGAGAGUGUCUGGUGUGGGUGGAGGUCGCCACGCGUGUGCUUCAUACUAUGUGGGGAAAAGUCGGCAUCGCCACAGUGCACAGAUAUGAUGGAGAUAUUCGUAUUUGGCAGCACAG